Messenger RNA from Pomacea canaliculata, 3375 nucleotides. RefSeq lists its product as uncharacterized. NCBI's taxonomy places the organism in Eukaryota, Metazoa, Mollusca, Gastropoda, Architaenioglossa, Ampullariidae. The coding region runs from base 150 to 1337 and encodes 395 amino acids. The record is from RefSeq and is a predicted model, not a curated record. The transcript is spliced from 10 exons.
UGAAGAAAGUGUGCAGUAUUUUGAUUCGCUACCCAGGAACAAUUCAUGCUGCCUGUACAGAAAACAGUGAAGGUCAUUUUCCGUGCCAGCUGGCAGAAAAAAAUGGCUUUUUAGAAUUAAAGCAGUUGCUGCUACAGUAUGUAGAAGACAUGAGAUUACGGAGUGCUGCGGACAGUGGUGUCAUGGUUGAGACUGUACCUCCUCCCAGUCCCCAUGCUUCAGUUUCACCAUACUACGUCAAUGACAGCCGCUUUAAAACAGAAAUUGAUUCAAUGUGUGGGAAUGACUUUGAUUCAGAAUAUGUGGACAUGAGUGGAUUGUCUCCAAAGGUAGCUGAUGAGGCUUUAUGUGAAUUAUCAGCUAUACCACAGCAGAAUUCCUUGUCUUCUGAUAGCCCAUCUCCAUGCAAAGGCGUAUUUGAUAAACGAUACUGCAAGCCACGAUCAAUGUCAGAAGGCAAUGUGAAGACUCCUUAUUCCAGGGAGAGUUUUGGCACAACAUCUAUUAAGGAAGAGGAGGAUGAAAACCAGAGCAGCUCACCUCCUGAACUCAUGCCAAAAACUGCCUUUCACUCUUCAUUUGUUAACAAAAGACAUGGCGCAUUCCGACCAAAGUCAAACACAUCAGAACUGUCAGGAUAUGAUGUUGAAGACCAAGACUCUAGUGAUUCAUGUUCAGAGACAAUAGUAAAUAGUCGAAUAUCAUGUCAGUCUACAAUCUUCAGUGCACAUGAUACCAAUCUAGAUAUUUUUAAGGUUGGUGAGGAGAAACAUGAAAGGCUGAGUCAUGGCUCUUCUGAGACCUCUAGCAUUAUUUCUCAACUAGAACUCAGAGGAGCAGCAAGUGAUAGUUUUACGGAUACUCCAGUACUGAGAAACAAAAACUCAAAACGAAGCAAGUCAGUGCAGGAUAAAAUUUCACAUUUUUUCAAGAAGAUAAAACCAUCGCGUAAGCAAUCAUCAAGUGACGGUGAAUUGCAAACAGCAGCCAAAGCAGGAAAGAAACCCAUUAUCUACACAAGACAGUCUGCAGGCAGUGAUCCUGGUCAAACAUCAAGUCUCAAGAAAAGUGAUUCACUGAGGUCAUCUGCUUCAUCUGAGGUAGAAUGCACUAGAGAUAGCGGUGCUGUUUGUGAUGAAGAGAGAUCUCCAGUAAUUCAAAGGCACAGAUUCAAAAUCCCUUCAAGUUUUGCAGUGGGUAGAAAGAAAAACACCACAAUGAAUCGCCGCAUGUCCAUCCGAGUGGAAAAAGCGAAACAGAUGGAGAUAAGGGAGCUUCCAACAUUGCCUCCUAAAAGCAAACAGGACUCAAGGGAAACAUUUGUGAGUUUCCUUUGAAAGAAGUGAACCACCUUAGGAACAUUUUAUUUCUUCAAGGGAAACCAGACAUUUGUUUAAUGGAUGCAAGAAAAAGGGAGAUACAUUUAGUUUCGGUUGUGGGACACAACUGAAUAUUUUUCAGUCAAAAACUUCAUUGUGCUGAGUCCCAAAAGAAGGCGUUGGGGAGAGACUGAGAAAGAAUCAUAUUCUUGUAUUCUGAACAACGAACAUUAUUCCUGUACAACAGAGAUUCUCAAUCUUUUUCGUAACUGUACCUCCACAGAGUGAACGUAUGUCUGCGGGUACCUCUCACGCGUAAGCUAACGCAUAAAAGUACUUAUUUUCAUAAUGGUGUGUGCUUAUUUAUGUCGCUGUGUACCCCUGCAUAACCUUUGCCGUACCCCUAGGGGUACCCAUACCACUGGUUGAGAACUGCAGCUGUACAAUGGUGGCAAUGAAUGAAACAGGCCACCCUUACACAGUGCAUUUACGUGCAUCUGUUUGUGUAAAUGUAUGUACACAUAUAUGUAUAGAUAUAUGCACAUAUUCAGUAUAAGUAUGUGUAGCAGGAGUGCCACGAAUUCUUUCAAGAGAAAACUGCAUUUUGCUCUGAAGAAUAAUAUCCUAGAUCUUGUUUCUGUGGUAAAGUAUUAAAAUUGUGCACAUUGUAUAGCUGCCAACAACCUGCGUUUUCUCUUCAACGUUGUGUAGAAGUAGUUAAUGUUUCAAUGUGGGAGUGAGUGUGAGAGAGAGAAAAAUAUUAAAGAGUGAAUCUGAAAUUAAAAAAGGUAUCUGCAGAGAUAUUUAAUGGUUCAUUCUGUCAGUGUAUUCCUUGUUAUGUUCUUACACUUCACAUUAAGAUAAGGUUGGCUGCAAUAUUAGUCUUUUGUUCAUAAGACCUGUAUAUAUCAUAUAUACACAUAGUGACAGUUUAUUUAUGUUUUUAACAACAGGUAUUAUGGGAGUCAUUGCUAUGUCUCAACUGUCUUAUUCCUCUACCGUGAAAAUUUCUAUUCUUUGUUCCUCUCCUCUCCCAGUUUACAAACUAGCGCUAGUCAAACAUUUCAAUUCCUAAAUUUCUAAAAAUUUCAAAGAAAUUUGAUUUCAUGUUAGCGUUUCCUAACAUGAUCACAAUAUUUCUUCCUAUGUGAGGGCUUAAGUUCAUCUACUGUGUGUGUGUGUGAAAUGUGUGUUAUAUGUGUGUGUGGUAUGAGUACGUGAAUAUUUUUAAGAUAUGAUUUUCAGGCAAUUGGUGUGUUGCUUGUGUUGGGUGCAAGGAGAAGCAAUGUCUUAUACUUUGUACUGUAUGUACACUGUGUAUUUCAGGGAUGUUUUUCUCUUUGGUUUCGUCAUUUUGGACACAGCGUACAUGUAUAAAAACUGUUUAAGUCUAAUUAUCUUCUGUGAUCAAACACUUUUGCAAAACCACAUUUGCACAGGUUAUAAUGUUAACAUUAAUAUUUGCUGGCUCUGUUUUUCAGGUUUUUAAAUGGCUUUUUCUAUGUUGAGCAAUAAAGUAUUUUUUUAUGGUAUACAGUGUAUGCUAAUCUGUGAGAAACUAUUGUUGAACAUGUACACAAAGUGCUGUCAUGGUAGUUUUAAUUUAUUACCAAUGUUAUACAUAAAUACUGUUUAUUUAUGUUUAGUGCUGAAUUAAAAAGAAUUGUUACUUGUAUUAUUCACACUGAAAAUGAUUUUUUAUGUAUUGAGACAUCCAGAAAAUCGAAAGGAUGAAAUGUGGUCAAUAUGCACUAAGGAUAUUCCUUUAAACAGUGUGUCUGUUCUGGGCCUAGAUCAGGAUUUAGGUCACAUUGAUACUUUUUAACAAGUUCUUUGUUCAGGGUAAUGUAUAUAUGGUGUAUUUACACACUGAUUGAAAACCUGUAUUGUUGGCAGAAUCAAGCACACAUGUUGUACAGUUUAAAACAGGAUGUUUUCUAUUGGGAGUGAUGAGAGUUUAUAAGUAUUUUAUUAUAUAAAAAAAUUGCUUUUACUCUUAAACUUUUAACAGACCUUGUUUUCCCAUGUUUGCAAUAAAGAUGGACGUAUUGCUCGA